Anolis sagrei ordinatus is the source of this 4109-nucleotide messenger RNA. It is a transcript of the gene TNS3, whose product is annotated as tensin 3. Gene Ontology annotation, cellular component: focal adhesion. The record is from RefSeq and is a predicted model, not a curated record. Lineage: Eukaryota; Metazoa; Chordata; Lepidosauria; Squamata; Anolidae. Gene Ontology annotation, molecular function: protein binding.
CCUCCCUCCCUCCUCCCUUCAGGCCCCACAUCAGGAGGGGAGCGUUCCAGGGAGGAACCUCGGCCAUGACGGCGUCCUUAGACCCUCAGGAUUAUAUGGAAGGCCUCAACCACUCUGUUGUUGUGUCUGACCAUCCAACAAGCCCUGAUCCCACUUUGUUGAUGUCUGAUGUGCAGUCAAGCCCCUCUUGUCAGCGACCUUUUACAGCUGCAUGUACGUUUUCCAGUAAUAGCUCCAUCCUGAGAAGAGACAGCCCAACAAGUGAACACAUCUGGCAACAAGGCACUUCUACAUCCUCUAUAAUGUCCCAGUUUUCAGAAACAAACCAUGGCAAGUUGUUAGGAAGCUACUCCACAUCUCAUGAAUGUACUGUUCCUGUGCAAGAUGGUUCCCUUUUGUGUCAUUUCCAGAACAAAGGACCCCAAACUGGAUCAUUGAAAAGCCUAAAGAAUUCAUCAGCUGAUCAGCAGCAAAACUCUGAGGACAGUACCAGCAUCCAAGCUUUCCUCAAUUUUGGUGGAUGCAGUGCCAGUAGUAGCCAAUCACUACUGGGAAAGAAACAAUUUGCUUUUUUGCCACAUGAUAAUGGCUCUCCCAAAAUAUCAAAAUCACCAGUGGACAGUAGCUUUUCAACGCACAGUUUUCUUGCAUCCACUCCAAGACCCAACAGCCAGAAUAGUCCAAAUGAACAAAACCAGGGAGUGACUAUUCCACCUCAUCCCACACUUCAAGAGAAGAAGAGGACUUCAGAAGGCUCUAUCUCACCUUCUUCCAGUGGCUUCUCCAGCCCACAUAGUGGGAGUUCUAUUAGUAUCCCAUUUCCGGAUGUUCUCCCUGAUUUCUCUAAAGGUGUAAGCACUUCGUCAUUGCAAGAAAAUACAAAUGACAAACAUGUGACUGUGAAGUUUGUCCAAGACACUUCCAAGUUCUGGUACAAACCAGAGAUCUCAAGAGAACAAGCUAUUGAUGUUCUGAAGGACAAGGAACCUGGAUCAUUUGUUGUUCGUGACAGUCACUCAUUCAGGGGAGCCUAUGGGUUGGCCAUGAAAGUUGCUAUACCUCCUCCUUCAGUGUUACAGCUAAAUAAGAAAGUUGGAGAUCUAUCCAAUGAACUUGUCAGACAUUUUCUGAUCGAGUGUACCCAUAAGGGAGUAAGGUUGAAAGGAUGCCCCAAUGAGCCAUAUUUUGGUAGCUUGGCAGCUUUGGUGUACCAGCAUUCCAUUACUCCUUUGGCAUUGCCCUGCAAGCUGCUCAUCCUAGAUAAAGAUCCACUGGAGGAGGUUUCUGAAAUGGCACCACAGACAGCUGCAAACUCAGCCACAGAUCUUCUCAAACAAGGGGCAGCAUGCAACGUUUGGUACCUGAAUUCUGUUGAACUGGAGUCCCUCACAGGUUAUCAGGCAAUCCAGAAGGCACUGAGUUUAACAUUGUCUCAAGAACCUCCUCCCAGCUUUACUGUGGUCCAUUUCAAAGUGUCCACACAGGGAAUCACACUGACAGACAAUCAGAGAAAGCUGUUUUUCAGAAGGCACUAUCCAGUCAACACUGUUAUUUUCUGUGCUUUGGAUCCACAGGACAGGAAGUGGAUGAAAGAUGGUCCUUCAGCAAAGGUGUUUGGAUUUGUUGCAAGGAAGCAAGGAAGUGCCACCGAUAAUGUUUGUCACCUGUUUGCACAGCAUGAUCCGGAGCAACCUGCCAGUGCCAUUGUAAACUUUGUGUCAAAGGUCAUGAUAGCUUCCCAGAAAAAGAACUGAAAGAUGUUGGCAGUGCUGUGAGUGACAUUUCAGGAGAAGAAUUACUAGAAAGAUUAUUCCAAGAUGGUAGCCUCAUCUUCUGCAGCCAUGUGUUCCCAGGGAAGAUGUUCCAUGUGCAUAGCAAUACAAGGACCGACUGUGUUUCAAUAAUGCCUUCACUAUUUAUAACAUUUUGUCAUUAAGCUGCAGAGCUAAACCCAGAAGAAGCUAGAAACUAGCAAGAUUCCAAAUGCCUAUUUCUGAAUAAACUCAAAAACACGAAGAAAAGGAUUGGCGUUUAAAUACUAUUUUCAUGCCUUGGUUGCAGCUUUCCAGUUCAGUCACUUUAUUACAAUAGAAUGAAAAAUCAAUCUAGCAAACUGCUUUUAUGUGGAAUCCUUGCUAGAAAUCCAUGUUCUUUAAGAGUGGAAUUACAUGAUGGAGUUUGUGGGGAAAAACUGCAUUUUUUAAAACAGCAUUCUCACCUAGAAAUGCUUCUUUCCAGGCUGCUUUUUGCACACACUGUUAGGUUCAGACGUCAGAAACCAUUCUUGAAAAAGAGAAGAGACUGCAUUUGUAGGACUAAUAAUUUGGUGGGUACGAAAGGAGACCUAUGUGGUUUACAGCUCUUCCUGUUGCCAAGCCAUGAACCUCUACUAGAUCGCCAUGGUUGCCACUGCCUUAGAGACAGGACCACUUGUUUUUACUGUUGUUUUAACAUGACACUGAUGGAAAUCAAACGUAAAAUGGACAGCUCUAUUCACAGAUGAGAUUGAUGUAGGUUUAUUGGGAUGGUGCAGAGAGAAAGAGACAUUUCUAGAUCCUUACCUUGUACAUUUGCUAUAAUGAAGGUGAGGUAACUCUAAUUUGGUUGGAUAUAAGCAGUAAUGGGGCUGGUUAGUAAAGAAAAGUAAAAGAUGCAGUGAAAAAUUGACAUAUUUUCUAUUCCUUUUUGUAGGAAACGAGGAAAAUGUCAUUUUCAUUAUUGUUGGAUAAGAAUAAGGAAAUAUGUAUAUAUGUAAUUUGCUUUUGCCUGAUACAAAUGUUUUGGUCAUGGAACCCUUCAGAAGAUUUUUUUUUAAAAAAACCCUAAGCAUUGUGAACUCUUUUUCUUUCAUCUUCUCCUAUUUCCUGAGUAUUUUUGUAUCACAUAGUCGGUUAGGAAAUAAAGAGAAAACAUUUUAAAUAUAACCACAAAUCUUUUAUUUGGGCACAAGAAAAUAUUGGAUAUACCACAAACAUUUAUUUUGGUAGAAAAAAUUCAAUUCCAUUGACUCAUUAGUUCUGGUUGAAUUGGGACCAGAUUUGGGUUUUGGGCAAUGUUUGAACACAAAUGAUGCCAGUUAUGCAGGCCUACCUGCGCCUGAGUGAACAACUGAAAGGAACUUUUCAGUCAGAAGAAAAGAGCAAUUAGAAUGUUUCUGCAACAUUUCCAUUGACAGUAAAGGAAAUGGGCUCAACUUUGAAACGGAAAUAUCAAAAUUGUACAAUUAAAUCUCCAAAAUGUAAAUGUACAUUUUUGGUUUUGCCAGGCAUUGGGAUUGAUAAUUCUACUAUCCAUGUUUGAAUAAAUUAUUAGGAUCAGGAGGAUAGCUGCCAUUGAAAUAACUAGGCAAAGUAGCUUUUUAUAUCAAAUCCUUUCUAUGUAACAUGUAUUCUUUAAAGAUAUGAUUUGAACCAACUAGAUGGAAUUAAGUCCCCCAAAAGUAGUUUGUCCUUCUUGGAUUUCUGCAAGAGCAAUAAUUCAUCUUUUUUAUUUCUAAUUGGUAAAUCGACUUUUAAAUAUGUCACCUGACACUCCCAUCCCUAUACUGUUCAACAUUUUCCUCCUCCUCCUCCUCCUCUUCUUCUUCUUCCUCUUCUUCUUCUUCUUCCUCCUCCUCCUCCUCCUCCUCCUCCUCCUCUUCUUCCUCUUCUUCUUCUUUCUCCUCCUCCUCCUCCUCCUCCUCCUCCUCCUCCUCAUCUUCUAAAAAACAGAUGGUGUGGUUUCUGGCAUCUUUCAGCUUGAAUUCCUCCACUCCCCCACCCCCAUUUUUGGAAGUCAGAAGCUGCAAGAGUCAGAAAAACAUCUAGAUUUCCCACCUUUACAGCAGAGAAUAAUAAUCCAAACAUUAAUUAGUUCACGCUUAUAAAAUUAACAUUGAAUUUGAUGGUGUUUGAGAAACUAACCAUUAUUCAGCAACAUACAGCAGUAUAAUAUUCACCGUUUAUUUAUCCCCAUUACAUAUAAGUGACACUUUGCAUUCCUGCUCAAAAACUGCAUUCUUAAACUUGUGCAAAUGAAUGUGGUCUCAUACCUUUGUAUAGUCAUUUCCCGUGCUUUUUGAAUUGUCCCCUCUGUUAAAAUUCUAAUAAAAAUUGUAAUUUUAUAAAUCU